This is a messenger RNA of Rotaria sp. Silwood1, 210 nucleotides long. The record is from the annotation of a GenBank genome assembly. NCBI's taxonomy places the organism in Eukaryota, Metazoa, Rotifera, Eurotatoria, Philodinida, Philodinidae.
AUGGCAGAUCUAUUAUAUCCACACUAUUAUCCAUCUUUGGUACUUAGUAAUGUACCUUCAACUACGUUCUUUUCUUCAACUCUUAACAAAUUAUGUAUUCGUGUGAGACGUUUUGAAGAUUGUCUUGCUUUACUUGAUGGUCGUCUUAAACAAUUAACAAUAUUGAUUAUUGUUAUUGAAAAUAUGGAAUAUGCUUCAUCGAAUGUUUAA